Molecule: messenger RNA, 699 nt
Organism: Closterium sp. NIES-67
Lineage: Eukaryota; Viridiplantae; Streptophyta; Zygnematophyceae; Desmidiales; Closteriaceae
Source: the annotation of a GenBank genome assembly
ACCUGGCAGCCUCAGGUGUGAUGUUAUUGAGCCGCCCAACCUGGGCUGCACCAGCCUGGCGUGCAGCAGGAAGGUUGAGGGCAUGGCGGAUGCCAUCGCUCCAGUGCGACCACUGUUGUCCGCCUCAGCACAUUGCGCUUCCGUGUGGCUACGUCCGCGAGGCGGCCAACAGUAGCCUUCCCACUGGAGCUGCGGCUGUGCUUCAUGCUGCUGGUCCGUGGUGCUCCUGUGAAAUGCAAUGCGCUGAAUGUCGGUUGGCUGGCACUUGGCUGCCGCUGGCAGUGUGAAGACAUGACGCCUGCCAUGGAGCCGCUCAGCCUGGACUGCUCCUUCCAGGAAGGCUGAGAGGAUGUAUGUGGAUGGUGUUGUGCCAGUGGCCAUGGCCAUGGUUUUAAUGCGAGUGAUUCCCCUUUUGUUGAUGAUGUUGUCUGCUUGUGGCAGGGAGUCCCUUGAUUGACACUGUCCACCAUGCAUAGGUUGCUUGAUUGAUUGCCUCCAACCCAACGGGAGACCGUACAGUCGUUAAGCUGAACAAGAGCAACAUACGGUAUCAUAUUCCUCCUCUAUCUUCCAGUACGGCAUGCUUUGGCUGGUUGUACUGAACUAUCACGUAGCCCAGUGCAGUACUUCCCAGUGUAAGGGCGUAUUCCUACGAAGUGGUGUUUAGUACCAUGAUAGUAAUAAACACGUAUGAACACC